GCCGCCUUUACAGUUUAGUUAGUUGGCAUUCAUUUGUCUCAAGAGACAAUGGAAAAGUGCGCCAUCAAGGGUAAAGUUAAACUGUUGGGUGAAUUACAGCACCUGCUGUGUCUGUACAGACCAAUAUGGGUGAACUUCAGUUAAUAACUGAAACAAAAGUGUUCCGAAUCUGUUACACCAUACACAAGAUACAUUUUUUUUAUUUUUAAGUACUUAAAACUACAAUAUUAAACUGAAUAUGCAUUCCUCCCAUAUCAUAUUGUCCUUGAAAAAUGGUCCUCUAAUAAGGCUGGACACUAAAAAGUAGCAGGUACUGAAAUACUGAGUACUGACGGAAUCAGAUACAAUGUGCACAAUGAAACCAAAAUAGUAUAUUAAAUGCAAAAUAUUAUACAAACACAAAAUUUCAAUUUCAAUAGUUGCAUCCCCAUUUAUUUCUCUUGAUGAAUGUAAGAGGAAAAUCAGGAUCUAUCAUAAUUGUUUGCAUGUCUUUUAAUAUGUCAAACUUAGUAUGUCUUGUAAUGUUAGCUAAAAUGAGCAAGUAAUAAUUCCUGACGAACUCGAUCAGCUUCAGAGUCAAGUGAUUCCAUAUGCUCAUAUUCUUCCUCUGGCUGUUCCAUCUGUCCCAUCGUUUGGGAAGACCACACAUCCAGUCCAUGCUCUAGAGAAAUGUUAUGAAGCACGCAGCAAGCCAGAAUGAUGUGGCUGGCCUUCUCGGGAGAAUACUGCAACGUGCCCUUUGACCCAUCCAGGCAACGGAAGUGGGACCGAAUUGUCCUGAAUGUACGUUCAAUGACAUUGUGAGUGGCUGAAUGUGCCAUGUUAUACCGGCACUCUGCAGGCGUUUCAGGAAUAUGCAGAGGGGUCAUUAGCCAAGUGCGAAGAAAGAAUGAACUAUCACCUGUCAAAAGAAAAAGAAAGAUCACAAACCAAACAGGGACAGGAGAGUGCAAAUAAUUCCAUCACCUGAUAAUAAAACCAGGCAUCUAUAUGAAGCCAGAUAUGUGUAUGAAGCCAGGAGGGCAACCAAGAUGAUCAAGGGUCUGGAAACUAAGCCUUAUGAGGAGCGCUUGAAGGAGCUGGGUAUGUUUAGCUUGGGAAAGAGGAGACUCAGAGGAGAUAUGAUAGCCAUCUUCAAAUAUCUUAAGGCCUGCCACAUGGAGGAGGGAGCAUGCUUGUUUUCUCCUGCUCUGGAGGGUAGGACUCGAACCAAUGGCUUCAAGUUGCAAGAAAGGAGAUUCAGACUAAACAUUCGGUAAAACUUUCAGACAGUCAGAGCUGUUGACCACAAAAAGUGGUGGACUCUCCCUCCUUGAAGGUUUUUAACCAAAGGUUGGAUGGCCAUCUGUCACUGAUGCUUUUGCAGAGGUUCCUGCAUUGCAAGGGGUUGGGCUAGAUGACCCUUGGGGUCCCUUCCAACUCUAAGAUUCUAUGUUUUAUGCUACCCUAUUAUUCUGUUUCAUGCUACCUUUGUUUGAUUUAUCUUUAUAGAGGGAGAACUGUAAAAUCUGCAGUUUUGACACAUAAAUGUUAUGUGGCAUGUCACAGAACCAAACAGAAAUUCCACCAAAAUAGACUUUCAAAGAUGCCAGUCAUGAGAAAGAACUUACCAAGUAGCCAGCCAUCUUUGUGCAUGCCAGCUUCAAACUGGUUCCUGAGGGCUGACUGCUGCAGCACAGCACAGUCCUGCAAGCUGCCUGGCCAGUGUGUUUCCGCACUCAGUAGCAUUCCCCUGGCGUCACAAACCAUCAGGCAGUUUAAAGAAUGAAGGCCCUUUCUAUUCACAUAUGACAAGUCCUCAGCACUGGGUGCCUUUAUUGCGACAUGGUUGCAAUCAACUAGUCCUAGUACCCCUGGCAUACCUGCCAGCCCAUAAAAGUCAUCUUUCAGAUGCUGCACCGACACUUCAUCAUCUGGGAAAUGAAUGAACUGAGAUGCCCUCUCCACCAGGGCCUCAGUAACAUUGGCAACACAACGGCUCAUAGAGGCCUGGCUGAUGCCAAUGGCAUCUCCCAUGCGAGUCUGGAAAGAACCAGAAGUGUAAAAACCUAAUGCAGCAAGAAUUUGCGUCUCUGGGCUAAUGGCCCUUGAUCGUUGUGUAGGACGAGAAAGGCUGGCACCCAGAAGAUCCACCAGAUAGUAAAUGAAGUGACGUGGGAAGCCAUACAUAGACACCAGAUAUUCAUCAGUCACAUCCUCCAGUUUGAAACGAUCAAGUGUUCGAUGCCCACGACCAUAUAGCAAGAGAUCACAAUCAAGAAUGGCUAUGGGAACAGCCAUGAUGGGUUGAUCUUUCUUCUCUCUACUCACCUACAUUGGAGCCAAAAAAAAGGAAAAUUGAGGACAUGGAUCCUAACAGCCUACUUGACUCUACUGUCAAUUUCAUACUAAUUACACACAAAUAAACCUAUUGGCUUAAGUAAAUAGGGUUUUGAAAUUAGUUUACAAAUGUACACUUUAAUUUAACUUGGCAUUUACACUAAUUGCUAUGAGACCAGAUCAUACAACUGAGAACACAAGGAAAAGAAAUAUAGAAAACUUUCCCACAGUCCUAUUAACGUGGCUGAGUCCUACCAGAUAACAUUCUACCAGAAAAGUUGACAAUAUUAUCUCCAUGGGAUUCUGCUAUUAAUUUCAAUGAAAGAGCCAAUGAAUCAUGGUCGUAGUUCUGGGAAAUUUCCAGUGGAAUUUUUUUUGGAGCUGUAUAUAAUUUCACACAGGGUCAUGGGACAUUCUUGAGAAAGCAAGAAUGCACAAUUAGUACUGACCUUGGGUCAUACGCAAAAUUGGAACUGUUGAGUACAUAUUUCACAAUAAAUUAGUGCUAUGUUUACAUUCUCUCUCUGAACCGGUUAAACAAGACUAGGAAAAUUUCUUUCUUUAUGUGUUACUGCAUUAAAAUUAAUUGGCUGUAUGAGGCAUGAGGGUGUGAAUUGGCAAAACUUAAGCUGGUGAUAUUUUUAGAAACGUAAAGCACUGAGAAACAAAGAGUUGCUUUGUUCUAAUGCUUGUUAAUAAGCUGUGCUGUCCCUCAAGGAUAUUUUUUCUGUUUGUCCAAGUGCACACAAAAUCUAGAAUUCUGGAACAACUGGAGUUGAUAAAUGUACUGAAACUAUGUGCCUAAGAAGAGCAAGUUAUAUAAACAGAGAUGCUUCACCCAACCACUCUUUUCCAUUGUUAAACAAGUCAGUCAUAUUUUAGUGGCAAGGAGCUGUCUUGAGAACCAAGGAGUUCCAAUCUUGCAAAAUCAAAGUUUCAACAAAGUAAUACUGUAUUUCUUGUAUCCUGUUUUUUAAUGUCCACCAGUGACUCCCAGUAGUUAUAAUACAAAGGAGGCAGGUAGGUAUCUAAUUAAAUAGCAAUGUAAGGGGCACUUUGGUAUCAGAUAUAGCCUAUAAGUUUAGGGUGGCAUCUCUACAAGAGAAUUUUUCUGUUCUCAGUUGGAGUCCAUUGCUGGAAGCAGCCAAAAUGUUAACAGUUUGCAUUAUCUCCUCAUUCCUGUAUGUAAUAAGCAUUUCCCCCUCUUCAUAUACCCAUGUGUUGCAUUACAUAAACAUAACAUUCUGUCCCUCUGAAUGUAUGGACAAUGCUUGAUUGUCAUCCCCUCUCUCAUAAUAGUUGUGUUAUUGUGCACUCACAAGAUUAACAAUUUAAUAAUAAUAAAAACCAAAAACCAAUGGAUUGAAUCUGGUCUGGUUCCUCUAUGAACAUCUGAUACCAAAGGUGUGAAUUCCCCCAAACAACUGAGGGAUUACUUAGUAUUAGCCAUCAUUGAAAAUAAGCCCACAAAAGUAAUUAGCUCACCACCACAGCUUACUAAGAAGCCAGAAGUCUGUGUUGCCAUGGUGGCCAUGGAGGAGGGAAAGUCCCCUCUUCUGUGGCCAACAUGAAAAUGCAAGCUACUAGACUCUUAGAAGUCAGCUUUUUUAACCAGCUUGCUAAGUGAAAGGGCAUGUAGGAAGGAAGGGUAUAUCUGCUCCUCCUUCACUAGCCUAUUUCAUGGUUAUGAAAGAAUAGGCUUUCCUUCCUGCCUGGCUAGCAAAGAAACCAAGUGGACUGGCAGAGAAGAGACCAAGUAACCCACUCCUCCUCCACCAACCUGUUCAUUCACCUACAUGAAUUUCUUGGUCACCCAUGAGUACCUGGCAAGUUGUCAAAAACAAGGCAGGUUUUACCUACGUCAAUAAACCAACUCAGAAGACGUGCCAGCAUACAUACAGACUCUGCUACCAAGACUCAGCUACACAGCUGCAAAUAAAAUACUUUAAAUGUGUUGUAGAGUGCAAUAUACAAAUGUGACACUAGAUGGCGAGAGUGAGCUAUGCCAAAUUCAAUGUAUUUUUCAAAACUUUUUUUAAAAAAGCAUUUUCAUAGUGUUUUCUAAAUGUGUGUAGAUUCCAGCCAAGAGACUAAAAGAUAAAUGCUUUCCUUUUUCCAGCGAUGAAUACAAAAGUAGUUGCAACUGACAUAUGUGUAAUAUAUUAUUUUGUCUCAGUAACAGCUGAGGCAAUAUGUCUACUUAAAAAAAAUAUUCCUGGUAUUUAGCAGCUAGUUGUUAAGCCCACAAUUAACUGUUGUAACUGAUAUGUCAUUAAUAUCCCUAUCAUCAUUUUGAGAUACUGUAAAUAGAUUUAGAAGGAAAUGUAGCAUCAUUAUCAAUGUCUGAGAAUGCAAUGUUUUGUUUUGUAACAUACAUGAGACACAUCUAUAUGAGUAUGUCUAAAAAAACAUGCAAUAACCUUUGUGCAGCAAAAUACACGUCUGACACUCAAGACUAUGUUUGAAGAAGAGAGUGCACCCAAAGAAGGAGGCCAUCUCCAGGCAUCUGGUUAGUGACUGUGUGAGGGCACAAUACAGAAUCAAAUGGGCCUGUGGUCUAAUCCAGAUGGGUUCUCAUGUGUCACUUUCAAGGUUUCAUUCACGCUUCUCGGUUGAGCCACCAGGAAUGACUUUCCUAAAGGACCCAAAGCAUGAAUGACGAAAGGUGAAGGGGUGCAAGAGAGGGAGAAGAAUGGCAAUGAGGCAUUAAACUGUUUGUGGUGGGAAGUGAAGGGCACCUGAUGAAGCAGGAACUGCAAAAGAGAGCUGAAAAGCAGACAGGUCUCUGCGAAAGGGGCAUGAAUUUGCCUUAUUGGAGGAUGCUGUGAAAGCGGAACAUGCAGCAGGGUAACCCAACAGUAGUUGUGGGAAAUCUCACCCGCUCCAACUCUCCCCAUCAGCACUGGCCAGCAUGGCCAAUGGUGGCAACGGUAGUGCAACACCAUCUGGUGGACCAGUGCCGGAUUUACGUAUAAGCUAAACAAGUUAUAGCUUAGGGCUCCACUCUCUUGGGGGUCCCAAAAAAAUUUAAAGGGGGAAAAAAAUGGAUGUACAUUUCCAAAAUAUAAGAUAAAAAACAAAUAAAAUAAAACCUACAUACAGCAACAGUAUUUUGUGUUGUGUAGGCUCCUAUUUGUUAUGUGCAAACGGCUUUAGAUACCUAUUAGGUCCAUAAAUUACCAUAUAGUAUAUACAGUAUUCAACACAAAAAACAGCGGCAAUUUGUUGUUGACAAAGGACAGCUGGACAUAUAAAGGGUCCCAUUACCUCCAGUAGCCUAGGGCCUCAUCAAACCUAAAUCCGGCCCUGUGGUGGACUACAAGUUCCUCCCUAGAGAAGCGGGGAGAAGACUAGGGGGGGCGCAAGGGGGUCUUCCAGGGAGGACGGAAGCGGGAGAGGGGUUCUGCGCUUGGAGAAAGACUGAAAGCGCAGGAUAUAAGCAUGUUUCGCGGCGCGGCUACGCGUCCACACCUCCCUCUCCGCCGGGCCCCCGAUUUACCCCGAUAGCGCAAGGGAGCCUGUCCCGAAGUCCCUUCCCAGCACCCGGAUCCCGAGGCGGAGCUCCAAGUCCCUCUCACGGCGCCCGGCCUGUUCAUUCCCAAUCGCAGAUUCCUCACGAGACCGGCCCUUCACCCCUUUAAGCCUCCCAGGUGGGCAUUCUCGCCUCCCGCCGAUAAUUAACGGCUGCGGGCUGGCCCACUGGGGCGGGGGGGCGUCGCUGAUAACGGGAGGCGGGUCCUCGUCUCUGUGGAAAGUGCCGCGGCGGAUGCGGAGUCAGCGCUCCCCGCUCGCCCUGAGCGGAUGAAAACAAACAGCAGCAAUGGCGGCGGUGGCGGCGGCGGCUGCAGGGGGAGUCUGCGGCCGUGAGGGACACUCUGGCUGUGUAACCUGCGACGACGGGCAGGUCGGCUCGUAGGGCCGGCAGACUGAGCGACUUCUCCUCGAAGGCCGGCGCCGGUUCCUCAGAGCCUUCCUCGAAGGGGCGGCGCAAGCGGAGACUCCACUCGUACGCGGGCCAGCCAGCCUCGGGCAUUCCCAACCCCUUCCCUGGGCUGGACCAAGCACUGAGCAGCGGCGAGUGGAGGCCGGAUAUUGGUCACCCGCCUCGGGACUAAAGGUCCCAACAGCCCUUCUCCCCAGCAGGCGCUGUUUUCCCGGCAGGCUUGGGCUACGAAUCUACGAACCACCCCCCCCCCCGCCAUAUUCCCAGACGGGGCUGAGGAAAAAGCCUUGUCCCGCGCGGGAAUUGGGCAGCGGAGCCGAGCUCGAAAGGUGCGCCAGGAAGAAGGGAGACGAGAGGCGGGCGGCCCUCAAGUCUGCGGGGCCGGAGGGGUCUUGGUGCUGCGAGCCCCCGUUGGGGUUCCUGAGGUGACCCCAACAGAGGACGUUCACUGCCACGUCUCCUCUCCGAGGAAAGAAGCCACAGGAGGCGGCGAGGGCUGCACCUUCCAGCCCUUCGAGUCGAAACCAGCCGCGAGGAUUUCGGAGAGGCCCACUGGGUCUGACCAUGAGGAGGGACUAAGAUAGCCUCCGGGCUCGUCCCCGGAAUGAGACCCCGAGCCGUCACCUCAGCCUUCUCCCCGCAGGUAAUUCCCCCCUGCACCUCAGAUGCACAUAAUUUGAUGGGUUUCGACUAGGCUUCUGCUGGAGUAGGGUGAUGGGUCUGCUCCCACAGAGUAGGUCGGGGUGGGGAGAGCAGCGGAUCACAGUCUGAUUGUAUAGAGUUGUGGGUAGUAGGGAAAAUAGGGCUGUGAGGACUGUUUAUUUCUAGACAAACCUUUCAGAACCUAAGGAGUACUGAAAAUAAAACCUCCUUGAGGAUGUGAUGUAGUCAACGUAUGACGUGGCACGUGCAUGCCCUUGGGUUUAAACCCAGCUGCACCACUAAAUUUCUUAGCAUGUGUGAUGUGGGAGCUUGAAUAUAUCUGUAACUUAUUUCAUGACCUUGCCAAAAGGGAGUUUUGUUGACUGACGUUGAUAACUGAUUAAGCUGCUUUAAAGCAACAGUAUUCAAAGGGUUCCAGUAACACAGGGCCUAUUUUCACUAACUAGUUCUACAUCAUGUGUUCCUUUGAGGAUCAAGCUGCCAGUCUUUAUGCUGCAUACUUUGUCUUCAUCAUGUGAUCUGACCUCAUGGUCUUUUGAUCUAGAGAUAUUUCUAAAUCUUUCAGGCAACAAUGUGACUGAAAUAAUGUGAGGCUUUUCUAACUCUUGGGCCACAAUUCAAGACAAAUUCAAGUAUGCUUAAGUUCACUGAAAUCUUAACCAAAACAGUGCAAUUCUGCUACGAGGAGUGGGGCUUUCUCUCUAGUUAAUACGUUUGGUAUUUCAGUCUUGGUGUGCCUAACUCUGCAUUGGAAUGUGGCUCUGGGUCUUUAAAAUACCUAUUGCGUAAUGGAAAAACUAGGCCAUUCGCAUAAACAAAAAAUAGUUUAGUUAGAAUCACUGGCUUUUUUGAAUUUCAAUAAAAGAGAAAAGGCAUUUUAGAAACAUGUUUUUAUUUGCCUUAAAAUUACAUUUCUUUUCCCCUAGAAUUUAUAUUAACUUAGGGACUAAGCAAUGUUUGCUACCUUCCAGUUUGUUGUAACAACAAGAAUAAAAAAGUUGAUAAUCAUAGUUUGGUUCCUAUCAAGAAGAAAAUCUACCUCAAAACCUAAAAUAGGGCUGCUUCAUAUUUACAGGAAUUAAGGCAUAUGCCUCUGUGUACUAUAUCUGCCAAUAGGGUUCCUUGUAAAGUGUUAGACUUUUAUGUCUGCUGUAGUUGAUUUUCAUGUAUGCUGCAUUCACUGAGGGACCCCAGAGCCAGCCGUAGCUUUUGAUGACAUCUGUAGUGCGCACACAAAUCAAACAGAAUAUGGUUCUUGCACAUAGUGGGCAGUGUUGUAGGUACACAUAUUAUACUAUGCACAUUGGAAGCAGCCCUCAGGAGGUACAAAAUGGGGAAUUAUUGUAAGCUGUCUCACUGUUUUAGGAAAUAUAAUAAAUGGGGAUAAGUGAACCAUAGGUCUUUAGGACAUCAUAUUUAGUAUUUUCUCCAAAUUUAGAAAUAUAUGUUCAUAAUGUAACAGAAAUAAUUUUCAUUCCAGAACAAAAUGAGAUCCAGCUUGUCAAGUUUAUAAACAUAUGCUUUCUAUCAUAGAAUCUGUACUAAGAGCAAAUUCAAUUAUCCAAGUGCCAGUGUUUAUGUAAUCAAAACAUUACCAUGCAUGCACAAGAGAGAGAUAUCAGCAGGCUUCUGGAUAUCCCAGCUUGCAAAAGUACUAAAAAUCUUUAGGUUGAGGCAGGGGAGUCAAAACAGCCCAUUGAAGGCUGAGUACAUUGACUGAGGUGGGUGAUGCCAGGAGUGUAAGGAAGGAAGGCUUGGCUGACUGGAGCACCAUACAGAAGCACUCCAUACUGCAACAUAUUCUUACUGCCCCAAAAUAUUACAUAGUCAGUUUUCUUCUAAUGUUGUUAAAUAAUUUAUGAUUAUUAUUACAUGUAGCUGUUGUUUUUUAAUUCAGGAAAUCAGUAACUUACAGUGGAUUCCCACAAACUCUCCUUUCUAGGUACUGAGCAGGCUGAAAUUUCUUGCCUUUAACAUAACACUCAGUUCUCUGGGUCCAAGAAAGACUAAUGGUGAGGUGGCAUACAUUAGAUCUGCCUGGACUUGAAUUCAAGGAUAAUUAUUUCUCCUGAAAGAAUCAACCCCUAAGUUGGAGCUCUAUCUAGUGUUUCUUGUUCCUCUUAGGAGAUUGUGAUGCAAAUGUUGCCAAGACAACUGCUCCCUACUCUCAAAACAUGGUAAACAGGCAAAGGAGGAGCAGGUUCAUAAAUGCUUUGUGUGUCAACCAGAUGUGUUUGGCUUUUAUUUGAAUUUUUUUAUUGGGCUCUUUUAAAAUGUUUUCCUGCUUUUAAGGAGUUUGCACUAGAGAAAGCAAUGCUGCUGUUAAUUGGAAAGCCUUGUGAAAUAGAAAACUGUCUUAUACUGCGUGCAUCUAGCCCAGUAUUGGUUGUUUUGACUGGCAGUAGCUUUCAAAGUUGUUGAACCAAAGUUUUUCACAUCCUCCUGUUACCGAAGUGCUUUUAACUGGUGAUUAAACCUGGAACUUUCUGCCUCCAAAGUUAAUUCCUUACUACUGAACUACAGCUUGGCCCAAAGUGAAUGAUCUGUAACCUGAGAAUCAUGAAGUAUCUCUGAUAUUCUAGUACCUUGUGAAGGUUCUAGAAUCACUGCACUGAGAGACAUAACCAGUAUAAUUGUCCAUCCUAUAUUCUCAUUGAAAUACUAUAUGGGUUGAGGUUACUCAUUUCUUAACACCCUUUGUUUUAAAUGUGUCUGCCAGAAUGGAGAGCAAAGAAAGCUGUUUCCUUACCCUGUAAAAAGAAACCUGCCACCACAGUGUUAUUGAAGAACAGUUUUGAUCUGAGAGAAGGCGAUACUGUAUCUAGCUUUUGGAAAAAAAGUCAUUGUAAUUUGUUUUUGCUGCUUUAUUACUCCGUUUUAAUUACCGUAUUUUUCGCUCUAUAGGAUGCACUUUUUCCCCUCCAAAAAUGAAGGGGAAAUCUGGGUGCGUCCUAUGGGGCGAAUGCAGGCUUUCGCUGAAGCUUGGAGAGCGAGAGGGGUCGGUGCGCACCAACCCCUCUUGCUCUCCAGGCUUCAGGAAGACAUCCGCAGCCUGCUUCCCAGAGUGCCGGGCACGUUGAAAGCAGAGUGCCCGGCGCUUCGGGAACACAUCCGCAGCGUGGGGAGCCCUGCAGGAGUUCCCCGCAGGGCUCCCCACGCCGUGGAUAGCAGCCUGCUGCCCGGCGGGCGGGGCGCCCUGAAGCAGAGCGCCCCACGCGCCGGGCAGACAUCCGCAGCGUGGGGAGCCCUGCAGGAGUUCCCCGCAGGGCUCCCCACGCUGCGGAUAGCAGCCUGCUGCCCGGCGGGCGGGGCGCCCUGAAGCAGAGCGCCCCUCGCGCCGGGCAGACAUCGGCCAGCCCCACAAGCUCGGGGGACAGCAGGGAGGCGCAGCGCCGCCAUCCCGCUGUUCCUCGACCUUGUUCGGUUUCCCCGACCUGCUUUUGGGGGGGAAAUAAAGGGAAAUUUUUUUCCCUUUAUUUCCCCCCCAAAAAACUAGGUGCGUCCUAUGGGACGAAAAAUACGGUAAUACUUAUUAAUUUAAUUUUUUUGUAAACCGCUUUGUGAGAUUUACCUGAAAAGUGUUAUAUAAAUAAUAAUAAAUGAAAUAUUUUGCUUUAGAUAUGCUGUGUAUUAUAGUUACUCAGGAAAGAGGCACUAAAAGCAACAAGGGUUUAGAGUAGGAUUGGUCCCGUGGAAAUUACCACCAUGCAGUAAAGCACAAGCAUGUCUGAAAUAUACAAUAGACCAUCACAAAGAAGGUGUGUCACAUAUGUGAAUUUGUGUUAAUUUCCAUUAUAUAAUGGAAGUUUUUCUUCAAAACUUCAAAAAUGAAAAUUUUGAUAAGUGCUACAGUUUGUGUGUAUUGAUUUUCAUGUGAGGAUGGGGAUGUCAGUUGCAAAAAAGCUUUCUGAAGCCUAGAACCCAAUAGUUCCCUGACCUGACUAGCUCAUAGGUAAAAAAUAUCACCUUUUAGAUAAUGUUGGUUAUCCUCUGGGCUGAAAAUAAAUAUUCUGACAUUAAGGCUCCAGCUGUGUUCAGUAACAUUGGUAGAUCACUGAGAAAAAUAGUGUGUGAUGUUUAGCAUGAUCCACUCAAAUUCAGGGGACAAGUUAGUCAAUUUGUGUUCCAUUGAUUUCAGUGGGUCUUCUCAAGCACGACUUAGUCUGUAUCCAGCUCAUGAUCCAUAUAUUGGUCAAAUUCUGAUAUAUAAAACUUUAUUUUCAGCAAGCAAACAUGCAAAUUUUCCUAACUACAGCUUAGGUCAAAUCUGUUGGCCCUUUUUGUUCUACACUGCAUUUUAUCUGUCACAGUUUCAUGAUAACUAGGUAGGUAUCAUUGUUCAUUUAUCAAGAAAUGAAAUAGUUUAUCAAAUAUCACACCUGUUUAGAGAAAGAGACAGUAUUAUUCAGGUGUACUUUGCACUUUUGCCCAGUGCUGAGUCCAUUGCAUUUUAACAUUAUAUUGUUUCAAGGAAUGUACCUGUGAAGCAUUCUGGGAUGGUGGAGAGAUGGGAUGGUGGGGAGUGUCUGGGGGUAUCUUGAAGACAUUUAUUAUGGCAUGAACUUUCACAGACUAGCACCUGCUCAUAAGUAUGACUAAGCUACAGUAGGGCUGUGACAUGACAAAUGCCAGCUCUGCCCACAUAUCCACUCCAGCAACACAAUUGGAGGACUUAAUAAAAAUAUCAUCAGCUAUACUGCCAUCAGGGGGUCAGUCACCUGCCAGUACUGCUCUGCUGCCUACAUAGGUCAAUUUUUAUGCAAAAAAUGACUUCCAUGUGUAGGCUCUCAUUGCUUUGUACAAAUGUGCUUCUUUAAAUGCAUAUAAUGACCAAACUCAUUUGGCACUUAGUUCUAGCAAGUUCAGCAGCUUAAAUGAAAUGUGAUCUUUUCCUGCUCCAGUUCCCAUAACAACUGAGCUGAUUCUCAAAAUGCACAUAAACUUUUCACUGGUGCAUAUUCUCUUCGUGGCUAGUAGUUUAUUAAUGUAAAUCACACAAAUUUAUCUCAGCAAGGUUAAGAUUAGUUUUAUGUCUCUUUAAGAUUACCAUAGUUUCCUGAAGUUCAUUAACUUUGAUUAGUUUAAAUAAUAUAGUAAGCUCUUCUGUUAGUAACAAAUUGGAAUAUUUAUGCCUGUUCUAUUCUAGAUUUCCAUAUGCAAUGGACACUGAUCUCAGCUCCCAGGACAGGAAGGACCUGGACAAGUUCAUCAAAUUUUUUGCUCUGAAGGUAAUUUUUUGUUUUUUGGAAUAGAAGUAAAAAAUAAAAAAAAUCCACAUUCCUGUUGCACUGUGACAAACCAAAACUCCCUGUACUUAUUGCAAUGCCACAUGCUGCCGUGCCAUAAUGUUGAUUGAUGCAAUGUCAAAACCUUUUAAAACAACAUUUUCUGCUGAUCUCUGACUUCAUUUGGAUUUCUAAAAAUAUAGAUUAUAGUAUCAAAACAAAACAAAGCCCCAUAGUCAUCCAGCUUUUGAAUAUGACAAGCUCUUAUUUGACUGUCAGGUGACUUGUCUGCAGACCUUGGGACUGAAUCACAUAUGCUUAAGAGUCAAGGAAAGGGAGUUUGGAACUGGGAUUCCAGGUAGACAAAGCAGGAAGCCACACAGUGGUGAGGUUAGGGAAGGGAAGGGAGGUAUCUAGAUAUCAAAGCCUUGCUUAUAGACAGCAUCCUAUAGCACCCAUUGAUUGUCCUGCGCUGAUUGACUGAGAUUAGUAUAGAUGUUGCAGAGCAAGCUGGUAAAGCGUAUGUACAGAUUAAAGGAGAAAUGUAUGGUUUUACCAACAAGAGAGGUGAAUGAUCUCGACAGCAAGAGGGGAAGGAUAAAAUCAUGGAAGACCAACAAAAACACUGAAGUAGUGAAAGCGGUUACUUUUGUUUCUGUGUUUCAUCUCAUCUCUCUCCUGUUUAGUAACAAAUCUUGACUUCUCACAAAUCUCAUAUUUUCUCUUUCAGACUGUACAAGUGAUUGUCCAGGCCCGACUUGGUGAAAAAAUCUGUACUCGAUCAUCAUCCUCGCCAACAGGCUCUGACUGGGUAAACUAUAUUCCUCAUAGCAAUCCCAUUAUUCCCAUACUUGUGUCAUGUUAAAAUACAGGAAACAAAAGACUGAAGCAGAACUGCAGACAUAGAACCAUGCAAAAAUGUUAAAACAGUAUUCCUUUUCUUUUUAACCACAUAAAACUACUAUUUGGGCAUCUUGUGGUACUGGAUAUAAAAAUAAUAUAUAUGUCUGAAUAGUUUCUACCUCAGCUGAUUCUGGGUAGAUUUCUCUUAAUUGCUUUUCAUCUGUGGCUCUGAUAAAAGCUCUCAAGAGAGGAACUGUAAAUAGAGAGAACAAGGAAGGAGCUGGGAAAUUUUUGUGAUGAUAUUAUCUGCUUUACCAAAAAAAAGUAAAGCAAGACUGUUAUUAGUAAUCAUCAGUGUGUGACAGCAGAGAAUAUUUUGUCCUGUUGUCAUCUUUGUACGAAUCUAAUGUGUACCUCAAAUUUCAAAACCUGGAAACCAAAAAAGUAUUUGCUUGCGAAUGUAAAUGCGGCAUCAAAUCUAAUGCGCACACUAAUUUUUGUGAUGAAAUUUGGCAAAAAAAGGUGUGCAUUACAUUUGAGUAAAUACAGUAAGUUGUAAGUUCCAAUACAUACAUUCCUGUUGUGUGACACAUGGUAGAUUUCUCAAAUAAGUUCCUCAAAAGUAAAAUCAACUCUCUUAAUUUUGCAGUUCAACUUGGCAAUCAAAGAUAUCCCAGAAGUUACCCAUGAAGCAAAAAAAGCCUUGGCAGGACAGCUGCCUGCUGUUGGGCGGUCAAUGUGUGUGGAAAUCUCUCUCAAAACCUCUGAGGUAAAGCCUAAGCAAAACUAUACUUCUGCCAUCUUCAUGCUUUAAGGCUCAUGUCAGCAAUGUCUUCAUACUAUACACAUGAUAUCUAUUGCAAGCGUUUUUUAGUGCACCACUACUGACACUGUUAAGGAGAGUCUAUACAUAAAAAAGAGCCACCCUAGGUCAUAAACUGCAGUUACUAUGUUGUUGUCACAUUCUUUAUAGAGGGUUGUGUAGAGGCACCCUAACUAUCCAAAAUAGUUUUUCAGCCUAAAUACAGUAUCUGUUUUUAAAAUAAUCAUCAUUAGAAAAAUAAAACAUGAACUGUAUGAUGGUUACCACGUAUAGGGUUGAGCUUUAAACAAGCAAACAAACUGCUUUCAACAAACAGCCCACCAGAAGCAUGUGGGCCAAACUGUUGAGGCCAUUUGUAAGUAUAUUUGUCAUUUGAAGUCAAAAGGAAGCUGAGCGCAUCUCACAAGGGGGGAAAGGUGCUCCUGUUUUUAUAUACAAAUCUUUAAUCUUAUGAAUCAGAAGGAGCAAACCAUAGCUACAAAUUCAUUAUUACAUGAAGUAUUUUGAAUUUUGUGUCUCCAUUCAACUUCCAAAGGAACCACAGUAAGAUCAAAAAAGAUUAUUCAUAUGAUGAUAAACUUAUUUUGCAGGUUUUUCCCACUCAUUGAGCAUCUCACAAAGAUGUUAUUUAAACAUUCCUUUUUCCACUGCAGGGGGAUUCCAUGGAGUUGGAAAUUUGGUGUUUGGAAAUGAAUGAAAAGUAAGUGUGUGUUGCUGAUUCUUGUCCAAUAAGCAGAUAUUCCUUGGCUGACUGAGUGCAUAAGGGCACAGAACUUCAUCUGAAUACUAGUUGCUGGGAAACAACAAUGGGAGAGGGUUGUUGCACUCAUGUUCUGUUUGUGGGCUUCCCAUAUGCAUUUGGUUGGCCACUGUGGGAAACAGAAUACUCAACUAAAUAGUUAUUUGGUCUGAUACAGCAGGACUCUUCUUAUGUUCUUAGUCAUGUUCACAGUUUCCCCACUUGCCUUGAAGCAGAUAUAACAGGGUAGAGCUAAAACCAUGUGAGGUUUGGAUUAUCUUCAAUGACUAUAGUUGCAAGCCAAUAUGGUUAAAUGGUAAUAGCAACCACUCCGUGUGCACUCAGGUUUAGGAAAUGCAUGAAUUACAAAAUAGGAAAGUUGAGUUAAAUUACGUUGUUUUCUGUUGGUUGUUUUGGUUGUUGGUGAUUUUAAAUGACUAAUUUAAAUCAAUUCACCCUGGAUCUAAAAGGGCAGUUAUUAUUAGAUGGCAGAAAACUCUAAAAUAAAUCCUCCUAUUGACCCAUGAUUUAAAUGGCCUGUUUUGAUUUAACAAUGUUGUAGAAGACACUGGAGUUAAAUUAUCUACAGUGAGUCAGCAGUUUAGUUCUGAUUUUUUUUUUUAAUUCUGCAUCAGGCAAACAUAAUUAGCCACAAGCAUCUGCUGCUUCGUAGCUUUUACUUGUCUCCUAGACUAGAAAAAUUGCAAAGGGACUUAAGGUUUUACGACAUUUAUCAUUCAAGUAAGAGAGAACUCUUGGUAUCUGUUAGCUGAGAAAUUCAAGUGUCUUUUCACAGAACAUACCUGUUCAGUAUUUAAAGUCAUGUGUAUCUUUUUGGCUAGGUGCUGAAGUACAAGGAUUUCUAAUUGAUUAAAAAUAAGAAUUAUGCAAGAUAAUUAUAUAGGUAUCUACAAGCUAUAUAAGAAAAUAAGCUACAAAAUGCUCAAAAACUUAACAUUGAUUAAUUCUAGUAAAAGAUUAUUUGUAACUUCUGCAAAUACUUUUUUGCAAUUAGAUAAAUAUUCUUUGGGAACAAAUUGCAUAGAUUGUGUAGAUUGUGUUUCUGAGGGCAGGUUGUAAUCUCAAUUGCUUCUAUUUUACAUGGCUAAAUCUAAAGUAGACCACAAAUGUCACUGUCUCUAGCUUGUAUUAGUGUACUUUGUGUCACUUCAUUGAGAAUAUUGGACUAACUCAUUUCUGUGUGCUUUUUAGGUGUGAUAAAGAAAUCAAAGUUUCCUACACUGUGUACAACAGACUGUCUCUAUUACUGAAGUCUUUACUUGCUAUAACAAGGGUGACUCCUGCCUACAGACUCUCCAGGAAACAAGGUCAUGAAUAUGUAAUAUUGUACAGGUAAUAAAUAUUGAAAUAGAAACAAUAGAACUAUUGGCUCUUAUGCACUUUUCCCACUUAUUUUUUCCUAUGGUAUUUUGCAAUUCUUGAUCAACGCUUCAUUAUUUUUCUUUAGCUUCUCCAUAUUCUUAGAAUAUCUUUCCCUUUAAAAGCCAACUUGCUUCCUCAGUUGUUUCCUUUAAAAGGAUCCUUAGUUAAAACAUAACUUUUUUCUCCCAUCUUUGUCUUAGAACAUGUCUGGUAGAAAGUUUUCGAACUGCUAAAGGUUUGGCAGGUGAGGGGGGAUCCUUUUUAAAUAGAAAGGGCAAGCCUGAAUUGGGUCUUGCAAUGGUACUUCUGGUUCAUCUGAUGACCAGUGAAUGGAAUAUGAGCUGUGGGUUCAGAUUUCCAGCUCAGCCAUGAAUUUACUGGAUGACUGCAUUGGACAAACUGCUGUCUUUCAGUCCCAGUUAAUAAUAAUAAUAAUAAUAAUUUUUAAUUUAUAUCCCUCCCUCCCCAGCCGAAGCCGGGCUCAAGGCGGCUAACAACAAUGUACUCAUGAGUAAAAAGCAAUAAUACUCAGAUAAAUAUUGUAUAGGUAAAGAAUCUUAAUCUUGUAAAGUACUUUGUAAAUCAGAAGACCCAGCUCAAUGAUAAACACUUAGUGCACCUGACUUUAUACUACCUAGUAGACUAUAUUUAAUGUGCACUCUCUCUCUCUCAUAGGAUAUACUUCGGAGAAGUUCAGCUGAGUGGCUUGGGAGAAGGUAUGGUUUGGCAAUGAACAAACUAGCUGAAGACUUAAAAAAAAAACCAAUUACUAUAUACCAGUAACAUGAAGGAUUUUGGAUGUAGGGGAAAUUAGGAGAGUCCCUUACUGGAGGUCAAUAAUAGCAAUAUAACAUUUAUUAACAGCACGUGCAUCAGUCCCUACAUGGACUAGCACAAUUAGUAAAACAACUUUUUUAAAAAAGAUGCUGAGAGAUUUAUUAGGAAGAGGUAUGCCUUCAGUAAGGGAUAUGGCAGGAGAGCAUAUUGUUAUCCCUUUGUUGCUAGCAGAAUGACAUAAACUGUCAUUCAGCAACAGAGAAAUGGCAAAUAAAUCUUUAUCUUUAAUGCUGACUAUUAAAUUAUUAUUAUUAUUAUUAUUAUUAUUAUUAUUAUUGGUAAUUUUUCUUCUAUUUCCAUAGGAUUUCAGACCGUCCGUGUUGGGACAGUGGGUACUCCAUUAGGCACCAUCACUUUGUCCUGUGCCUACAGAAUCAACCUAGCUUUCAUGUCUACCAGGUGAGAGCAUGAGAGUCAAACUAAUCCACAUUUUCCAGGACACUUUCCAUUUCUGAAGCCCCAAAUCCUGGGCUUCUCAGAUUUUGUGGAGUGAUAUUGUUUGGUAGCCCUGAGUCAUGCUCCUGAACACCAAUUUCCUUGUUCAUGUGUGGAGUUGCAGGGUUGAAUUGUGGGGAUGCUCUGCUUCCCAUUAACUGAUGCAGAAGAGCAGUCUAGCUGUCAGAAUUGGGGUUGCAGCAGAGAAGAGAACACAGUCUUAUGAAUAACACCAUUUGCUUGUUGCAUUGCAGGCAGUUUGAGAGGACCCCACCUAUCAUGGGGAUUAUCAUUGAUCACUUUGUGGACCGUCCCUACCCCAGCUCCUCACCCAUGCAUCCCUGCAAUUACAGGUGAGGAAAUGCAAAUCACAGAUCAUAGGUGAAGGCAGUUCUUCCCAAAUACAGAGCCUCUACAUCAUGCACUGCUGGGUGGAGAAAAGAAAAAGUCCUUACAUGAAAUGGAAAACCCUGCAUUUUCUAUUCUAUAAGAAGUGGGUGAAUGGCAUAUGGUCUAGAGGGUUCUUAGACUUUCAGACUCUCUCCAGUUCAUGUAGACAGUGGUUCACAUGAAUUCUCAUUUGCAUCAUUAGUAUAUAAUCAGAAAAAAAUACAAUGCAGAGUGAAAACUCUUAACUGCUAAGUGAAAUGAGUUGCAGAAGAAAGCUAACACAGUGCAUUGCAAGCAUUGAUUUUAGUGUUUGUACACUCAAGUGUCAGCAUUCAAAAGCAUUCGUGGUUCAUUUAUUUCAUAUAGUUUUCAAAUACUGGAUCUACUUUAAGUUGUGAAAGGGAAUGUUUACCAGCAGAUGCUUCUGCUGGAGGAAGAGGGACUGGAGGUAUGCCAUCUCCCUCACUUUUUGCAACCCUCAGGAGCAGUGAAACUAGGAACUGAUGAAUAACUACCCCCUCCUUAUCCAGCGGAAGCAUCUUGGAAGUGGAAUUCCACUUAUGGGAAGCCUAGAGCCAACCCAUUGCAAUGUAUAAUAUUUUGACAAAGAAUCAUAGAAUUUUAGAGUUUGAAGGGUCCUCUAGUCCAACCCUCUGCAGUGCAGGAAUCUCAACUGAAGCAUACAUAACAGGUGGUCAUAAAAAUCAAAGGGUUCUUUUAGUAAAAGGUUUUAUUUUAUAAAUAUUUCCUUUGCAGUCAGACCAAAAGCAAUGAUAAGGUGCUUUAAACUGGCUUUGAAGCUACAUUUUGUACAUCUCUACAGCAUAGCUGUCAACAUUUCCCUUUUCUUGUGAGGGAUCCUAUUCGGAAUAAGGGAAUUUCCCUUUAAAAAAGGGAAACGUUGACAGCUAUGUUCUACAGCUGGUAGCAUAGGUAACAUUUAUCAGGAAGAGUCUUCCUAACAAAAACUAAAAGGCAGAUAGGUGAAUAAUGUUUCAUACUUCUCCUGGACAAAUAAAAUCCAGACUUAAUCCACUCUAGUAGCAUUUAUUUAAACCCCGAUAAGGAAAGAGUUAGAGCUCCUUCAUAAUUCUCCUUUCAACUCCACUCAGAUGUUCUGGGUCUGUCUCUGUAUGUACUUUAAAUCUUGCGUUUUAUUGAACAUUCCCAUUUUGAAGUUUAUCUCCUUCUGUUACAGAACAGCUGGUGAGGAAAAUGCAUACCCAUCAGUGGAAGAUUCUCAAGAAGCCUGCACCACCUCUUUUUCUACUUCUCCACCAUCACAGGUAAACAAUUUUUCAGAGACCAUUGUAUGUUUUCCAGCAUGCCUCUUUCAGAGAGGCAGCUAGCUGUAUUGUCGUGUUUGUCAACAAGGCACGUUUUAGUUUACAGACACUUGUAUUUUUAGUUAACGUUUUAAAAAAUUGAAUAUUACAGAUUGUUAGACAAAUACAAAAAUGAAGGUUACUGAAAACUAAAUGAUAGUUUACUACAUCUGUGCCUAAUGAUAAGUUUCCUUGUGCAUACAAAAAUUCUGUCUCUUUAUAGAUAAAACAAUGUGGUAUUGGUCACACUUGAUUGCACAGAGUACAGUUUAAGUUCUGAAUCAAUUUUGCUGACAAUCUGUUGAUUGCAUAGUAUUCACCUGUUUCCAUCCUGCUGCAAUUUAAAAACCUUUCUCUAUACCUGGCAAAUGUAAAAUACUUAAAGAUUGGGUCACUUUUCUCUUCUCUUUUCCUUUUAAAACUUUGCAUACUCUGGCCGAUGUAUUCUAUAGAUUUAAAAGACUGGUAAAGAGCCUUUGGAGCUGUGCAGUUGGUGUUGAAGGUUUAGUUUUCGAAUCUCCUUCACUAGGGCAACCCUGGUGUGGAAAUGAGUUUCUGAUUGCAUUUCCAGAAGAGAAGAUAUGUAAACAGAUGUUGUUAGGGAAGGAGAAGGCAUGUAACACUUGUGGUGCACAUAAUCCUAGGAAACUGCGGGGGAUCAUAUCUUAACUUCAGGCUAGAGGAUGAGCAUGCUCUACAGGCAGCUGUGGGUUGGGCACAGCCUUCUGCUUCACCCCUGUUUUCCUGGAUCAAAGUGUCCAGUUCCAAUUUAUGUAUGUUUUGGGGCACUCUAAAGAUUUUUGCCUUAUGCUUAGGGGCUCUCCUGGUUGCCCAGUCAAAUAUCACAAGAGAAACAAGUUCCUAUAAAAGGUUCUGAAUCUAUUACUUCAGUUGUCUCAAUCAAACUCUAGUCUGAAGACACAUGGCUUCUGACUUUGACAGCCAGCACAGCUGAUGAGUUUGUGGCUCAAGGCUUUUUCUCUGUUCUUGCUAGGGUUUGUGUUCAGCUGCUCUGUAACAGCGUGAGGUAUCUUUUUUUAAAAAAACAGUGUUUGACAAAGCCUAUUGUCUUACUGUUUGUAUUGAACCUUCAAGCCUAGUGCAACUGGAGAUUGCUUUGAUCACUGAGAUGCAUGAGGACUUAGAGUGAUCUCCACUUCAUAUAGCUCCCCCUUUGCUCAGUUGUCACCAACAGCUAUUCAAGCCUAGUUGUUAAGAUGAUCAAUAAAAGUCCUACAACAUCUGACUUUAGAAGAGAGUUUCAGGCUGUUGGUUAUAUAUGAUCAGCAGUGAAUUCAUUGAUAAAGACUACAACUAGGAACACUUUUUUUAAAAAGCGGACAACAGUUUCCUGACAUUUUAAACCCUUUAUAAAGCAUGCAGCUCCCCUGCAAUUCUGCAACUCUUUGACAUGUAUGAAUGUUUCUCAUAGCUGUAGCCACAGUCCUCACCAACAUUCACUUCAUCCAACUCUUUUCAGUUUUUCUUUCUGAAGUCUUUUUCUUUCUUUUCCUUUUGUGUGUCUGUGUUCAGUGUGUAUUUACUGUCACUAAAGCACAUUUUCAGACCCCUCCUCCUGUCGUGACGGAUACAUUGAAGGGCCCUUUGAUGGGGCUGACCUUUUCACAUCAAGUGAGUUCAUAGUAGAAAAAAAUAUGUUUGGCCUGACAUCACCUUUAAAAUAAAGAAGGUGCAUGACAAAAGUAUUUUUUCACUAACUAGUAAAUAAUUUUCCUUAGAUUUGGCUCUUGAGGCUGGUUAGCCUAAAAUGAAACACCCAUUUGAGUUUAAUGUGCUUAGAGGUUUGCAAAAUCUGUUCAGUCACUGAAAGAAAAUGAAUCAAACAUCUCUGAAGUUAUAAAUUUAUUGUCUUUAUUGCUGAACAGGAAAUUUGCAAUGAAAAUAUGUAGUUUAGACUACAGGGCAAACUUUAUAGAGCAAUUGUAGAAUACUGAUCGCUUCGUGGAAUAGAGUUUUCUGGAAAUUGCUGUGUGUUUUCUUGAGUUGACCAGGGGACAGGAAAUAAAGAGUAUUUUUCACCUCUGAAGAAAUUAAAAGUUUAUUGUCACCAUUAUAAAGGGCUGAAGCAGUUAUUGUACCUCAGGAGUCAAUUUUAUUCUAGUGGAUUAAUUUUGUUACAGUUGGCCUUAGACAUUGGCUUUUGGAGCACAUUAAUUAAUUACUGUGAGCCCAGUAUUCCACAUAGGCAUUUCUUCUGUUUCUUUUCCAGAGCUUUCCGAUAGCCCAGUGAGGAAUUUAAUAUUUUGUUGUCCAGUGUUUUUCUGUAGCUGUUUCAGACUGCUUUGGGGGUGUGAUACCAAUAGAUUCUAUUUUUUAAUGUUACCUGAGUCAUUUUGAAAACAGUCCUGUUUUUAUUUGUUUGAAUUCCCUGAAAUCCUGUUUUCAGUUGUUUUAUAUGCUUUUACACAACUGUUCUUUUAAGGGUUUGAUGUAGUAUUCUUGUUUUAAUGAUAUUGUUUAUUAGGUUAUAUAUACAAUUUAAAGAUUUUUAAAAUAUUAAGCAGAGGAAGGUUUGGGCUAUGAGGUGGACUUUCACAUUGAGGACUAUAAAAUGCCUGCUCUGGAAACUUUUGCCUCUAUAACUGAGAUGCAGAAUGUGAGGCUUUAUGUUCGGGCUUUGCCCUUCUUGGUGUGGGAGUCAAAGAGAGGCAUGCAGUUGGUCACAUGAUUUGUUUGACAAUGAACCUAUAUCCACAGUUAGAGUCUGCUGUCAGUGCAAUGGUUUUCCAGGCUUCUUCUGUAGCAUUUAUUUAAUAAAGGCAGUGAAAAUCAAUAGGAAGUUGAAGUAGCAUAUAACAAUAAUAUAUAAAACAUUUCAAUAAAACACAGAACAGUCAUUUUAAAAAAACUCAUAGAAAACAAAUAAUAAACACAGCUUUUAAGUAAUUGCUCUCUUGUCCAGCAUGUUAUUGGUCAACAUACUUCAUACUAUCCUCUCAGUCCUAUAUGAAUGUCAUCUCCAUCAUUUGUAGGUGUUGAGCAUCAUUUUAAAGCAAAAUCCAGGCUUGAGAGUGGUCCCUGGUAAUCCUAAACACAACUUGAAAAUAAGUUCCAUAGAAAUCGGUGGCAACUUUUUCUUUUAAGUAAAGAUGUUUAGGAUUGGUUUGGUUUAGUUUGGUUUUGUGUGUGCAUGUGGCUCAGACUACCUCAGUUCCAGCCUAGUAUUUUAUUCUGUAAAUCUGAUUUCUUUUCCUGGCCUUUUCCAGUAAUUCUGAAAAUUAUUCAGACUGUGUGGGGUUUUCCCUUUCUCUCCCUUUCCCUUUCCCCCUCUCAUUUCUUAGCUCUCCAGCUCUCGUCUUUCUUAUCAGCCUACAGCCCUGGGAGUUGGAUCAGCUGACCUGGCCUACCCAGUAGUCUUUGCUGGCGGCUUGAGUGCUGCACAUCCUCACCAGGUAUUCUUAGAGGUUUGAGACCAUUUUAUAUGUCUCAUAGCUAACUCUGUUCCUUAACUGUUGACAUAUUUCUCUAUCCAUUCUUACCCCAUUAUUUUACUUGUAGGGUACAGUCAGAGCUGAGCAACAUGAGAAGCAGCCUUGCUUUGCCUGUUAAGAAAUUUGAAGGCUUUCUGCCAUAAAGCAAAGAAAACUGGAGGAUAUCCUAGUCAAGUGCUGGGAAUGUGGGGCCAGUGCCCAUCUUUCUUUGUCAUGUCUGGUUAUCACUCUCCUUAGUUGAUAAUUUCUUCUGGUGCUCCCUGUCUUAACUUCAUUGUAAGUGACUGAGAUCCUCUCCAGUUCUCUUUACCUGUUGGUAGGAAGCCUUCAGGCAGAACCAGGCUGUUUCUCAUAUCAUGAGUAUAACAUGUAACCAGCUGUCAGCUACCUAUCAUUGAGAGUCAGGCAACCAUACAUUUGAAAAUAAAAGAGCCUAGAGCUUUUUUAAAUGAAUACUAAAAUAUCUAAUUUUCUUAUCCCUUUCUCCUCCAGUUGAUGGUUCCAGGGAAGGAUGGAGGAGUGCCCUUGAUUCCUAGCCAACCAGUUCAUGGCACUCAGGCUGAUCAUGAGAGAAUGGCCACAUGCACCCCUUUGGAUGGGGGUCACUACUCUGCAGUUACUCCAGCUAGCAGGUAAGUUUUCCAUCUCUCCAUGGUGAUUCAUAGUCUUACUACAGGUUUUAAAAAUAAUAAUUCAUUUGCUAGGCUAUAAGCAGCUUUCUGGAAAGAGGCAGUUAGGAAGAUCAUUAGAGGAUUUUAACUUUCCCUAAUUCAGAUUCUUUUUCCUCCCUUUCUUUCCCCCCAAAGUGAAAGUGCAGAGAAAGCAUGUGUAAGUAGGAUUCUCCUACAUUUGCAGUAACUACAGCCCUGUAGGAAGAUAGGACAGUAAUUUUACAAAUCCAACAGCUGUUUGAUAGAAUGUUUUCAUAGUAAAAUGCAUCUACACACAUAAAAUCAACAUUAUUUAGUAUUCAGUAAUUACAGUAACUUUCACUAUUCUUGAUGGAUCAGCACCCAAAGUUCAGCAUUGUUUUGGACUUUGGAAACUUUACAAAUUUCAGUAGCAGCUAAAAAUGUAAGAACUGGAGCUGUACUCUUAGUAAGAUCUACAUCUGUCUGAUCCAGCUACUUUUAAUGCCACUAUUUCCACCUUGUGACAUUUCAUUAGUUCCACAUACUAGACUCUUCAUUAGUAAUAAUAAAGUAGUUGUGGUUUCAUUUCUGUAAAAUGACUGACUGCAGGUACUAAAGCAUAGUUGUAGCUUCUAACAAGAAUACCUCAAACACCAAUUCCUGCAGAGCUUCUGUUAGGGUUAAGCAGAAACCUUGCCCUUUAGAGUUGAGGACAGUACCAACACUGACAUUUGCAGUUUAAUACUGGUAGCUUUGGCAAAUUUAACAUUUCUAUUUUUCCUGAGGAUGUAAUUUAGACAAGCGCCUGGGAUGCUAGUCUCAAAUUGCCCACUGUCUGUCCCCUUAAAUAAACUUAAAUAAACAUGCAAACACUUCAUCUUCACUUGUAAAGCUGUAACACUAUUUAAUACUGGUCCAGCCAGCACUGCUGUACAGUUCAAUUUCUUGAUGUUAGUACAUUUCAAUUAAUGUUAGGAAGCUCCCACAAGCUUAGAAGCCAAUUUAGUGUUUUUUAUGUUUAUGUGUGAUAUCAAUAUAUACAGAUUGACAGAUCCACAUGUGCCAAUUAAUCACCAUAUUUGACAGGAAUAAAUCAUCCAUGCAUACUACACCUCAAAGUCAUGAAAUGGGAUACAAAUGCAAUAAAAAAUAGGGCUUUCAAAAGCUGAACAGGUGUAGGGGGCACUAUUUGGUCUAGGGCCUGUUCACGUGUAUUCCAUAAUGCCUGGGUAGUGCCCCUGUUCAUAUGGCUGUAAUCUCCCUCUCCACACCUGUACCUGCAUCCAUGAGGGAUAUGAUCAGGAGGCUCUAAAGGCCUGGAAUGACAUUGCCUUUUGAAGACAUUUAUGGUGUGGAUAUUAAUUCAACAUACAAAUCACAACUUGAAGUGGGGAGAUACCCAUGAAAAUAUUAAGAAAACAAAAUCCACUGAGGAAAAUUCUGUUUUGCACAAAGAAAGAGAAAAGAGUAGUGAAAUAUUCUGUGGGAACAGUUUUGUAGUCUUUUAUCCAGAAUGUGGCUGGGAGGGUUCUGUUCAAAUUGUAUUACACAAAUCCUCCACCAACUUCACUGGUUACCAGUUUGUUCUCAGGCUCAAUUAAAAAUGUUGGCUUUGAUAUUUAAAAUCUUGGGACCACAAUAUGUUAAGACACACCCCCCCUGCAAAUGAGUCUGUCCAGGAUUUCUACUCCACUUUGGAUACCUUCCUUUGGGAUCACCACUAUCUGAAAUACAGCAAGUGGGUACCCAGGAGAGGGCCUUUUCAGUUUUACUUGGGACGACUACUGAGAUGACUUUGAUUCACCAUGAACUUUGCUGAUAUUUUGUGUGUAGAAUACUGCCUUUUGUACCUGCAGUACAACAUAUGGGUAAACAAAUAAUACACUCUCAUGUACCAGUGCUUCAUUCCAGAGCUUGUGCAGAGCAAGAAAAACAAAAGGAAAUCAAUUAAUACCCCUUCUCUUUUCUCUCUCAGUGAGGACACAGAAACUGUAUCUAACAGCAGUGAAGGAAAGAGUGGGUCCCCACAUGAUCUCUGGGAGACAAUAUUUGUGCGGAAGGUGGGAGCCUUUGUCAAUAAACCUAUCAACCAGGUAAUUUAAGUUCAUUGCUCUUGGAGACUUUGUGUCAGAAAUAGGUGGUUGCAAGAUUUGCAUUGAGCAAGGGGUUGGACAAGGUCUUUUCCAGCUCUGAAAUUCUAUGAUGUGCUGUUCUUUAGGAAAGAAAAAACACAAGGAAUAUCCUCUCCCUUGAAACAGCAGGCAGAAAACAACAGCAGCCUUUCUAUUUAUUUCUCCUUUGAACAUUAGUUGAUCAUAGUUUGAAGAUUCACAGUGCUGUGUUGCAUGCUGGGUAAGAGGAGCAGCAUUUGACUGAACAUUUGGGAUUCUGUCUUUUGAUCCUUUCUAGGUGACCAUGGCCAGUUUGGACAUUCCUUUUGCUAUGUUUGCUCCCAAGAACAUUGAGCCAGAAGAUAAUGACCCCAUGGUAAGAAAUGCCAGUCUUGCUCAGUCCUGCCUUCUCAGAUUUGAGUGGGUCUGAAUUUCCUAACCCAGCCAUUAGCAUGCUUGUGUUUUCUGACUGAAAAACAUAACUUUUAGCAUCCAUUUAAUUCCCUCAUGCCAGUAUUUGGGUAUGUUGGUCUGACACUUGGAUCUCUUCAACAGGUGAAUCCUCCUGACUCUCCAGAAAUAGAGUCUCCCCUCCAGGGCAGCCUACACUCAGUGGGCUCCAGUGGCAGCAGCAAUGGGAACAUCCAUGACGAUUUUGUUAUGGUUGAUUUUGUAAGUUGAUGCAGCCCUUUACAUACACAUACAUCCUUCGCCUCGAUGUCUGAAGCAGAACUGAAAUGCUAAAAUAUAUGAAAUUCCUUGGGAAAAGGCAUCUUCACAGAACCAAUGUGGGGCAAAUGACUCUGAAUAUUAUUUCAUUAAAAAGCAGAAGUGUACUGAUGUGGCCUCCCAGAAUAUUGAAAGACUGAGCUUGCAGGAAUUCCAGCAUACUGGACCCUUUUGAGAGACCUGAAACUUUUAUUCUUAAGAACCCAUGAUGAGUUUUACUCAUAGGACUAGAACUCAAAGGCUAUUUGAUGCAGCCUUCUGUCCAAAAGUGGCCCUUUUCACAAACUGUCACCCCAAAUCAAUCUCAGCAAAUUCUCUACAUCACUCAGAUUAUAGGGUGACAUGAGCAAAGAGCAGUAUCUAAGAAGGUGGUCUACAACACAGGUUAUAAUAAUAACAAUUUAUUAUUUAUAUGCUGCCUAUUUGACUGGGUUGCCCCAGCCACUCUGGGCGGCUCCCAACAAAAAUAGUAAAAGCAAUAUAACAUCACACACUACAGACUAAAGGUUCACCUGCAGUCCAGAGAAUAGCCAGAUGACCAGUUUUGAUAGGAGAAAGAUGAAAACAUGUUCUACUAUAUGCCGUACAUUGUGCUGUUGUUGGGUGAAACAAUGGAAUGCAUUUCAUUGAUAGUGGUUAAAUACAUUAUGAGAUGAUGGUUGAACAGAGCACUGUUGUGUUAUCAAUGUACAGCUGACUGAUAUUUGUCCAUUUAAUUCUAGAAACCGGCAUUUUCUAAGGAUGACAUUCUCCCAAUAGACCUUGGAACAUUCUACCGUGAAUUUCAGAAUCCUCCUCAGCUCAGCAGCCUCUCCAUUGACAUUGGGGCUCAGUCCAUGGCAGAAGAUCUGGUAUGCAAAAAUGGGAUUUCAGUUUGAGGGACAUUGCUCCCUGCCAUACAUAAACCAAAUAUGCCUUAUUUGAGAGGACUGAUCAAACAGGUCAUUCAUUAUUUAAUGUAUUAGAUAACUGUGCUGUGAACUCAAAAGUGCCAAAGCUCCAAGUUCAAAUCUUUUGUAAGUGCUAUAAAAAUACAUAGCCUUAGGCAGGCCACUUUUUCAUCACCUUAGACCGCUCCAGUGACCACCCACACGAUGUAUUGGAAUAAUCAUUUUGACAUGCCUUACAGGGUUUUUGUAGGGUUCCUUGAGAUAAUGCACAGUAUAUGAAGAAGUAACAUUUUGAAGUACCACAUAAAUAUGUUGUUACAAGAUCAUCUGAGGUGUUUUCUGACACUGCUUCUCGUUUCCCUGCUUCCCUACAUCCUCAGAAUUGUACCAUCCGUAGCUCCCUCAGACAGUAUCCUGCACUUAGUCACAACUUCAUAUUUUCUCCUAUGUGCAGAACUGAUUCCUUAAGCACAGUGCUCCCCCUGCCCCUUGAGCAUAUCUUUCCCAUGAGGUCUUUGUCUUAACUCUUCAGUCUUCAUUCCCAACUGUAGCCGAGCAAGUCUGACUGCAUUUGCUCACACUCUUCUCUCCCUCCCUUUUGUUUUCUCUGCUUUAUUAUAGAUCAUAUGCUCUUCAUGGUUAAUGACAUGUUUGUUUUUGCCUCUGAAACUCUGUAAAAUGUACAAAAGGUUUUGAAAGAAAAGCCCUCAAGUUGCCAUCUGUUAGCAGCAGGCUGACAAGUGUAAUUGUGCUAAAGCUGUUCCAGCAAAUUUCAGAGGUCACAAUCUCAUGUACCUCACACCUACAAACAAGCCAUGGACUUGGAUAGAUGCUGUUUACAGCAUUUUACUCCUUUCCAGGGUAGCUCUGCAUACAGGUUGGGAGAUCUUGAGAGCAUUUCAUAGUUUGAUAGUAAUGUUGUGCUGAAUCUAUUGAAUCAAAUCUGUCUUCAGAUAAGGCAUUAUUAUUAUUAAUUAUGCCUUACUCUGCUCUUCUGUUUUAUGUUUUUUGAACUACCUCUUUUACUCCUGUGUCUCAGGGGUGAGGAGCUUGUGGUCCCUCAAAUGCUCUUGGACUACCAUGCCCAUCAUCCCUUACCAUUGACCAUGUUGGCUGGUGCUGAUGGGAGUUGGGAGUUCAACAACAUCUGGAGGGCCCCCACACCUGCUGUGUAUUAUGUUAAAAAAAAAGAACUGGCUAAUGUAGCUACUGAUAAUUUUUCUUUGUCUUCACAGGAUUCUCUACCAGAUAAACUGGCUGUCCAUGAGAAAAAUGUCAAAGAAUUUGAUGCCUUUGUAGAGACCUUACAGUAAAACGGCUUAUUCUACAGCAGCAUUGAACUUUUUAGACACCCUGGAAAAGGAAGCCCAUGCAUUCUGCCUUUCUUCCCUUAGUGUCUUGUUCUGUCCCCAUCCCCCAAUUUCGUAGGCACUAUUGCUUUGCUCUGUCAGGUGCAGAAACAGUGGUCUGUAUCUCUUUGAACUAGUCCUUGGGAAGGGUGUGACUUGCUUUCCUACCCGUGUGAGGUUCGUAUUGAAUACAGUGCAUUAGGAAACAAGAUCAAGGCCUGUUCUUCUUCCGUUUUCUCAUGUGUUGAGAGACACCGAUGCUUCUUCCUCCCUCAACAGGGCUCUACAAUCUGGUUUCCUGGGGACAGUCUUUUUCCCUGCAUCUGCAGUAACGCCAAGCAGAAAUAACUCUGACUAAAUGUAACUGUCUUGCGAGCACUGUAGAUUCUGCUAGCGUGGUUCAAACACCGGCUUGCCUUCAGCAAGUGCAGCUAAAACAUAAGGGCAAGGGGCCGUUUUUCACCAGUGGUGCCCUAAACAAAGCAAACACAAUGUUGCACAUCUGUAUGGAAACAAGAAUUGAGGGGCCUGACCUGAUUGUCUAGUGCAGUUUCUAGGUAAGCCACAGACGCUAAAAGAAUUGUUUUUUGUAUAUUACCUGCCAACAUGGUGUGUGUCAAUAUAUUGCCUCCCCAAGACCACAAGCAUGGUCUGUGGCAUUUGGAGAAGAUCCAGAGUUUGUAGGCUGUGUUUACAGUCAGCAGUUGUAAAUAUGAAUUAGGAAUCCUAAUUCUCUAGGGUUAUUUAAUUUGGGGGGGGGGGUCUUUAGUCCAAAGUUCUUUCCUCUAUUCCCCUCAAAUGUUGCUGCUCUAUCAUAAAAUAAGAAAUAUUUAUUACUCUAAAGGAAACCUAUAUUUAAAAAAAAAUGUAUGUGGAUGCUUUCACUUUGUAAAGUAGCCAUAUAGGCUGCUUUGUCCUUUGUCACUGCAAGUAUGUUGUUCCAAACAGCUGUCAUUUCCCCCACUCCCGUUUGCAGGGUAAACUAUAAUACUUAUUUUCAGAAACAGACAUGGUUAUGCUUUCAAAAUGAUCUCUUCUGGUGACUCGAUUUCCAUUCUGCCCUGUUGGGUCUGUAGAUGUCAUAAAUAAAAAUGCACAUGUUGAUGCAGUGCACUGGUAGAAAGUUUCUAAAAUGAUUGUCUCUGACAGGCUUAUACAUUCGCUGUGAUCUGCACUUAGUUAGAAAGUAGCUUUUUCAGACAAGCACAUUUUAAAGAAGUUUGUGGUACUUGUUUUAAUUGAUGGGGUUUUGAUUGGCUAAAAGUUUAUUUUUGUAAUGACUUAGCCAUUAAGCAGUGUGAUUGGCUGACAUUGCUAUGUGUUUGAUCUGCCUGCUCUGUUCUUCACCAAAUAUGGGGAAGGAAAAACAACACUAAGCAUCAGCUCAGGGAUAAGUUAGACUCUGGGCACAACUUAUUUCUUCCUUUUCAUUAGAAACCAGGCUAAGACUGCAAUCCUGUGCAAACUUUCUUGCGAGUAAAUCCCAUUAAACUCUGGGGAAGUUAAUUCCGAGGAAACAUGCUUAGGAUUGUACUGUAAAAUGCCGAAGACCAUUCCCUGCAACCUGUUAUCUUAUAAACUAUUUCUUAUGACUGUGGACAUGAAGGACCAUUUAUGGUUUCCUGAUUAAAGUAAUGAGAUGUUAACUUCCUGAAGUAUAUGGUUCCAUUUCUUGUUGAUAAAGGGGGUUUGUUUGUUUUAGGCAACAGCCAUCAUCUAACCAUGUAACCUCUCAAGGUUUCUCACCCCUACUGCUGGACAGAAAUGAGCUGAAGCUCCAAUUUCUUGCCUUCAAGCAUGUUGCUGUUUUGCAUUACUAACUCUCAAAAUUGUGAGUUUAUUUAUGUGCUCAAAUAUGGCAUUUCAAUUUGUAUUCAAAGUAGCUACUGGCAAUACCUUUGCAUGACACUGGUCCAUGAAAAAACAUGAUCUAACCCCAGUCUCUAGCCUAAAGUGCCCCUGGGUAUUUGUCUUUGGCAGAAGUAAUAUCAAUAUCAAAACUACCCCUAAAAGUCUCUUGCAAAAUGCCACAAACUGUAUAAUGUCUGAUCCAGGGCCUUCUGUGGUUUGUUAGGUGCUUUGGGAAUUCUUUAUCCUUCUAGCCAGACUGGAAUAUAGCACAAUGGAAUUAUAUUCCAAUAAUGACCUACAAGGUGACCAAUGGUUUUCCCAAGACCAGCUGAUGAUAGUACAGUGGUACCUCUAGUUACGAACUUAAUUCGUUCCGGAGGUCCGUUCUUAACCUGAAACUGUUCUUAACUUGAGGUACCACUUUAGCUAAUGGGACCUCCCGCUGCCGCUGCACCACCGCUGCACGAUUUCUGUUCUCAUCCUGAAGCAAAAGUUCUUAACCCGAGGUACUAUUUCUAGCUUAGCGGAGUCUGUAACCUGAAGCGUCUGUAACCCGAGGUACCACUGUACAUAGCUAAUAAUUUACAAGUGUUUUGGUUAAAAGGAGAAGGGUCCUCAAUUAUAUUUCUUUGGAACUAAUUUUCAAGAGUUACUUCAACAUGUAUUCAUAUACUUUCCAAUAAAAAUUUUAUGUCACUUACUUUAGCUGUAAGCCAGAGGUAGUGAAAAGUCUUAUUUCAAAGAGGUAAGUGGUGGAGCUGCUGGAAAAUGCUAAUUUUUCAACUACUUUAGUUACUGAAAAACUUGUAUACCGCAAUUUCAUUUUUUUUAAAAAUCAACGUGGUUUACAGCAAUUCUAUAUACACAAUAAAAACAUUUAAAAUCACAGGUCAUC
Messenger RNA from Podarcis lilfordi (Lilford's wall lizard), 30834 nucleotides. NCBI's taxonomy places the organism in Eukaryota, Metazoa, Chordata, Lepidosauria, Squamata, Lacertidae. The record is from the annotation of a GenBank genome assembly.